Lobosporangium transversale is the source of this 1660-nucleotide messenger RNA. Its product is annotated as Alpha/Beta hydrolase protein. The transcript is spliced from 4 exons. Gene Ontology annotation, molecular function: hydrolase activity. The record is from RefSeq and is a predicted model, not a curated record. NCBI's taxonomy places the organism in Eukaryota, Fungi, Mortierellomycota, Mortierellomycetes, Mortierellales, Mortierellaceae. Bases 210 to 1604 code for a protein of 464 amino acids.
GUGAUCGAGAUUGCCCUCUCUGUGGAGUGACAAUGUAGUCCUUGUCGUGAACCGGAAAACAAGCAACAAGCAUGCGCAUGGAAAUAACUAACCAACCUUAAAAAACCUUUCCCCUCUCCAUUUUCCUUCCCUCUCAAACACACAUGCAUUCUCCUCUCUCACUCUUUCUUUUCUUUCUCUUUUAAUCCUGUCAGUCAUUCAUUCCCACCAUGAAGAAGAAGGCAGCGUUAGUCUGGAACUUUUUGUUACCAAAGGCACCAUUGCUCAUCAAAACUACGGUCAGUCAUUUUACCUUUGGACCAGCAAAGCCCUCAUGGUCUUACAAGUUUUCCAUCACUAUGGCCAUGGCAAGAGCAUUCGCCGCCCACUUGGAGGACGUGCCUUUGAAGCAGUCCCAGAUCAUGUCUCGGCUUAAUGACAAAUAUGCACCUAUUCAUGCUGGCGCCAACUCGUCAGAAUCUACUAUCCCUAACACUUACAGAGACAAGGCUGCAGUAUAUGUCAGUAAACUUUUGAGGGACCAAGACAUUGACUCUGAUAAGCUCGGCUGGGACUGGGAACAUGAUCCUAGAAUAGAAAAGCCACUUAAAGGUGAAUGGACUGAGACUAAAGUCAAGGACGAAAAGUUCGCAGAGGGGCGAACAGUUCUGUACCUGCAUGGUGGAGGAUAUUUCUUGUGCUCGAUCCGGACCCAUCGAUGGGCGACAUGGAACAUGGCAAGGCUUGGAGGAGCAAAAGUCUUUUCACUUGACUAUAGGCUGGCACCAGAUUCGCCUUUCCCUGCUGCCUUACAUGACGCAUUGGCCGCUUACUUGUACCUGCUUGAUCCACCCGCCGAUUCCAAUAUCACUCCCGUAGAUCCAAAGAAUCUUGUCAUCAUGGGUGAUAGUGCCGGAGGAGGAUUAACAUUUGCUACCAUGCUCGCAAUUCGUGAUGCGGGACUUCCUCUUCCGGCUGGUAUCAUUGGUUGGAGUCCCUGGAUCGAUUUACUUCAUUCUAUGCCAUCCCUUUUGGAGAACACAGCUUCAGACUACCUACCAGCUGAGGGCUUUAGCCAUGGAGGUCAAGCCUCUCUUAAAAAACUGGCAAAGGCUAUUGUCCAGGUCACGCCUGGUUUGGAUGAUGAUAUGAUAAUGCAAAAGCUUCCAACAGUGCAACAUUAUACCAAUAAUAGACUUUUGCGCUGUAAAUAUGUCAGUCCAGUUCUAGAAGAUGACUUAGCAGGAACAUGUCCUAUCAUGAUUAUUGCAGGGGACGGUGAGAUGCUUCGCGAUGAAUCCAUCGUAUUUGCAAAGAAGCAUGCAAAUGCCCCUACGAGUAUUCUACUCCGCGUAUACGAUGAUAUGCCGCACGUUUUUCAGAUGUUUGGGUUCCUCCCUAGCGCUAAGCAUUCACUUUAUGAAUCUGGAGACUUUAUUCGAAGCGUAACUCUUGGUGGCAAUGGACUGUCAAGCGUCAAGAACGAUGACAACAAGGAGCCGAUAAAGAGUUACGAGAGAAUCAGUAUUCAAGGCUGGAGACGGCCAUUAGAGGACGAUAUCCCUGAUUGGAAAGAGAGGAUUGGAAAGUUGGGUGGCGGACCCAAGUUUCUGGCCAAAUUGUAAUGGGGAUAGAGAUAAAAAUUUAUACAUCUAAUAAAUGUAGUUUUGAUGCUUUGCUG